Molecule: messenger RNA, 1418 nt
Organism: Hyalella azteca
Lineage: Eukaryota; Metazoa; Arthropoda; Malacostraca; Amphipoda; Hyalellidae
Exons: 5
Coding region: 9-1418 (469 amino acids)
Source: RefSeq, a predicted model, not a curated record
AUGCUGUUAUGCAUGAAGUCGCUGAUGAUGUUGUCAACCCUAUGAAGUUUGAUGAAAUUGUCAAAGCCAUGCAUGAUGUGAUAGAUGAAGCUGGCAACGUGUACAGAAUCCCUGCUGAUGAAGUAACGAGUUUAAAAGCCCAAAUAGAUGGGAUGUGGGAUGAAGUGCUCACAGAUAAUGAAAAAGCUAAGGCUUAUUGUUGCUUCUUCCUGCAAACUUAUGGAAACAAAGAAGCCAAAGUCAUGUGGGAGGCGAUGUUGUCUGAAGAAACUUUGCUCUUUGGCGAUGAAAAAGUUGAACGCUCGAAAGUUUUCCAUUCCCUGGAAUUGACACUACAGAAACCUAAAGAUCAACCCGAAGACAAGAUCUCCUACACUGAACUGCUAACUGGCAAAGAUAAAUUCAUUGUAGUCAUUGGCGACUCCGGGUCUGGGAAAUCCACUUUGGCAAAGAACUUGGUGAUACAGCACCAUGGUAUCUCAGAUGCAAAGUUAGAAAUAUUCAAUCUGAAGAAUCACAAUUUGUUACUUUAUUAUGAAUGCAGGAAUGUUUCUACAACAGAAUUUACUGAUGUAGUAGAAGAAAACUUCGAAAAUGUGUGCCAGAAACUCGGCCCUGAAACUGUUAUCCAUGGAAUCACCGAGUCUAAACCUUUGAUUCUCAUUGAUGGCUAUGAUGAAUGUCAUAAAGCCUCGUAUAAGGUUGUGCAACAAAUAGUGAACAAAAUGAGGAACCAUGAGUGUCGUGUGAUCAUCACCACCAGGCCAAGUGCUGCUGAUGAGCUCAAGGGCUUUCUGAAGCGAGAAGGCGUGAAGUUCCAAGAGUAUGAGAUAUUAGAAAUUAGUCAUUUUGAUGACCAACUAAGAUUUCUCGAGAAGUAUGAAAAGCAUGUCACUCCACAUGCAGAAAAAGUUGUGAAGAGCUUCAGCUCUCUUGGAAGGAGCAUUCAAGAACUUUUUAGCAUACAAGAACUCUUUGCUUCCAAGCCUGUCGUAAUGGAGCUCCGUAAGAAUAAUGCCCUACCUCCAAUCCUGACUCAAAAAAUUGAAUGGAUCAGGCGGCGAGAGGUGCUCAAGUAUGUGUUCAUGGAGCUGAGUGCUGCUGAGGAUUGCACUGUCUUCUGGAAUAACUGGCCGCUCCUGCUUAAAGCUAUUGGAUGCUUUCCCUAUUAUUACGCUGAAGAAAUUGUACUGAACAGCCCUAAUUCGCAACACAUUGCGGCAGCGUUUGCUGAAGUCGUCUUGCAGCCUAACGACAAGUGGGAAAUCGAUGCAGAUUUUCUGUGGCUUCCAACCUCGCGCAAUGUUGAUGCCGUUGCGCUGCUGCUGCCUCACCAGCAGCCCGCCACGCUCAGCGUCGGGCUCCUUGAUAACCCAGCGCCCGAGUCGUGGCGCCAGAUGCGUGUUGUCAGUUUUUGA